AUGGUACAAUACACGAAUGAAGAAUACUACGAUAUGCUGAUGGCACUUGGUGAAUGCCAGGGACAGCAGUACGUCGCUGCAAGGAGAUAUGCAGAAUUAUAUCCACAUCGAGCAAGACAUCCACCGGCUAACGUUAUACUUGGAGCAGCUCAACGUUUAUACGAAACUGGAACCGUCUUACCACGAAAAAGAGAUUGUGGUAGACAUCGCAAUGAAAGAAAUUUGCGAAAUGUGGAGACAGUUCUUUGUGCCGUUGAACAAGAGCCCGAAAUUAGUAUUCGGACCAUUGCCCGAGAGCACAAUCUGUCUUACUCUACAAUACAGAAAAUCUUAAGCGAAGAAAAGUUGCACCCUUAUCAUUAUACCCGUGUGCAACAUCUACGAGAAGAAGACUAUCCUCGCAGGAAGAGAUUUUGUGAAAAUUUUCUGAGAAGAGUAAACGAGGAUCCGGAAUUUCCUUCUCGUGUGAUGUUUAGCGACGAGUCGCUAUUCACACAAGAGGGACAUUUUAAUUCUCACAACAUGCAUAUUUGGAACGACGAGAAUCCGCACGUCACUCGACUCAGAAAUUUUCAAGUACAAUGGAAAUUGAACGUCUGGGCAGGAAUUAUGGGUACAAACAUACUGGGCCCAGUUAUUCUGCCAGAUAUUAUAAAUGGCGCAUCGUACAAACAAUUUUUGGAAGAAAAUCUUCCAGAUUUUUUGGAAGAAAUUCCAUUAGCAGACAGGAAUAGAAUUAUAUUCCAACAAGACGGUGCUGGACCCCACAAUGCCAGAGUCGUCACAAAUUAUUUAAAUGAGCAAUUUCCAGGACGCUGGAUGGGCCGAUAUGGUCCAAUACCUUGGCCUGCAAAAUCCCCCGAUCUUAAUCCCUUGGAUUUUUUUUUCUGGGGCUAUUGCAAAGAAAUUAUUUACAGAAGACUUUCUGAAAACAUCGAAGACUUGAAAGACAAACUCCAUCAUGCCGUUUGGGCCAUCGAUAAUGAUAUUUUGGAAAAAAUGCAAAGAAAUUUGCUAAGGCGCAUGAGAGCUUGUGUUACAAUGAACGGUGGUCAUUUUGAACACCUGUUAUGA
This is a messenger RNA of Monomorium pharaonis (pharaoh ant), 1074 nucleotides long. RefSeq lists its product as uncharacterized. The transcript has a single exon. NCBI's taxonomy places the organism in Eukaryota, Metazoa, Arthropoda, Insecta, Hymenoptera, Formicidae. The record is from RefSeq and is a predicted model, not a curated record. The coding region runs from base 1 to 1074 and encodes 357 amino acids. Gene Ontology annotation, molecular function: nucleic acid binding.